UGUGACUUAGGAUAGCUAACAGUGCUAGGUAUGAAGCACUAUGGGCAGGACUGACAAUCUGGGGAAGUUGACAUAAGGGUUCAAAUAAAAUAAACUGAUCAGUGUAAGUGGGGGAGAUGCCCUCAAACAAGUCUGUGUCUGAUGCCCCCAUCACCCAGUUUAUUAACUGCACCGUCUUGAGAGACCAUGAGCUGCAGAGAGAAGAUCUUUGGGUGCGGCAGGGGAAGAUCCUGAACCCUGAAAAACUGUUUUUUGAUGAGAAAGCAUCAGCCGAUGUCCAGAUAGACUGUAAGGGGAGAAUUAUUGCUCCGGGAUUCAUUGACACCCAGAUCAACGGUGGGUUUGGUGUGGAUUUUUCCCAAGCGACGGAAGAUGUGAUGCAUGGUAUAUCCCUGGUUGGUAGAAAGAUACUUUCUCAUGGUGUGACAUCUUUCUGUCCCACCCUGGUGACUUCUCCCCCGUAUGUCUAUCACAAGGUUAUUCCUCAGAUAUCCGUGAGGGGUGGUGGAGAAGAAGGAGCCGGGGUUCUUGGCAUCCACCUGGAGGGGCCAUACAUUAGUCGGGAGAAGAAGGGCGCUCACCCUGAGCAUUACUUGCGCUCAUUCAGUAAUAAAGGAUUUGAAGAGCUCCUGUCUACCUAUGGGACAUUAGAGGGGGUGAGCAUCGUGACCCUGGCCCCCGAGAUGGAUAGAAGCCCGGAAGUGAUCAGAGAGCUGUUACAGAGAGGGAUCUGCGUGUCACUUGGUCACUCAGUUGCCAAUUUAUCCCAGGCUGAGGAAGCCGUGUGCAAUGGGGCAUCAUUUAUCACCCACCUCUUCAAUGCCAUGCUACCGUUUCACCACCGCGAUCCUGGAAUUGUCGGGUUAUUAACAAGUGACCGUAUUCCAUGCGGGAAGUCUGUGUACUAUGGGAUGAUUGCAGAUGGAAUCCACACUAACCCAGCAGCACUGAGAAUCGCCCAUCGUGCCCAUCCAAAGGGUCUCGUGCUGGUGACAGACGCAAUCACUGCCAUGGGCCUGGGUCCCGGGAAACACACUCUGGGCCAGCAGGAGAUACUCAUUGAUGGACUCAACGCGUAUGUGGCUGGAACGCAAACAUUAGCGGGCAGUAUCGCUACAAUGGAUAUGUGUGUGAGACACUUCCGUGAGGCUACUGGAUGCACGAUAGAGGAAGCGUUGGAAGCAGCAUCCCUUCAUCCGGCGCAAAAUCUUGGUCUUCAGCACCGUAAGGGGACUCUGAAUUUUGGAGCAGACGCAGAUUUUGUGUUCCUCGAUGACAACCUGAAUGUCAAAGCCACUUAUAUUGCUGGGGAGCUGGUAUGGGAGGCUUCGACUCCUUCCUAAGCUGCUACUCACUGAAGAUCUACCUGGCGACCUGCACCCAACCAUCUUCUGUGCCUUAAUCCUUGGCUGCUUAGAAUAUAGCAACUGGAAUAAUGUUUUGCGCAUGGCUUUACUACAGCACUCGCUCUGUAACCAUUUAUCAGAGUGACCACAACUUUUCAAAGGAUUUAACCCUAGAUCUUAAACAGGCGCAGCUAAGACCAUCCUGACGCUAUACAUUUCCAGCUGCUCCCCUGUUCCAUCUUCAGCAUAGCAUUUCUCACUCUGCGAUGUGUUUCCUGAACAAAGUCACACAAUCAUUCCAUUUUUGUAUCGUGAUAGACAUUUCAUUCUAUAAAAUACAUUCUUAACUUACAGAUUCCUAACCCAUAAUAAUCUAGGACCCACUGAGCCUAGUAUAACAAUCUCCCUACAGUGCGACUUUCUCUUUAGAUCCCCUUAAGGGAUGAUUGCAGCUUCUCAUAGGUCCCAGUACCCUUAGUAACACAAGUUUGAAUAAUCUUCUAUUUAGAUGAGGUUUCUUUCAAAAUGAUAGAUCCUUUACAGGAAACUAUUGGACGUUGACCUCUCGCCAAACUACAGCUCCCAUAAACUUUUGGCAAAGAUCACAAUCACUACUUUCCAAUGGUAGAUGGGAAUUUUAGUUAAAUGUACAAACAGAUGGAGACUUAACUGCCCGUAGAUGUCCGUCUACCUGGGAUAAUGGGGUUGAUAGCCUAAGCACCUGCACAUUUUAUUAGGGAGUGCAUAUUAAUGAUCGUUAACUGCUUCUGGGAUAUGUCUUUAAGGGACACUGACUUAAGGGUGUACAUAUAUAAUCCAGUACUGAGGAAACCAUUGACUGUUUGUUUGGUUUUUGAAGAGUGAUUUUGGAGACAUUGAACUAAUCUGUUAAUAACAUGCAGUUAUCACUACAGCCACUGGGUAGCAGCAUGUGAACAUGCUUUUUUCCACAAUCUAAUCUCCUUUCUAUGUUGAAGCACUCUUUAUCCAAUUCUGUAUCUAUUGCUGAACAAGAGCUCUCGUGAAUUUCCACCAUAGACAGGCAGCUUACCUCUGACGUGUACUACGGAAAUCCCCAAUAUGAUGUCUGUGAAAUUAGACAUUCCGGAUGAGAGAAUGUUAAUUAUUAAGUCAUGCAUUUUAAGAGUUCGGUCUAAUAGGAAAGGCAAUGGAAAAUAUAGUCUAUGGAUCUUUAUUUUCAAGCUUGACAAUCAGUUCCAUAGAAUAGUGAUGACUACAUUCUAGCACUCCAGCGGCUGUGACCUUUCAAAUGAUGCUCCACCAGCCGUUCUCCACCAGGGACGUAGAAUAUCUCCACUUCCUACUUUCCUGAGAUUCGCCUCUGACCGUACAGGAUUAUUCAGCCAAGUGUGAAUUCUCAGGAAUGAAAAGUGAAUUCAAAUUUAGGCCAAAAAUUUUUUUAAACACGUCCAAGAUGGCA
Messenger RNA from Pelobates fuscus (common spadefoot toad), 2787 nucleotides. RefSeq names its product amidohydrolase domain containing 2 (gene AMDHD2). The record is from RefSeq and is a predicted model, not a curated record. Bases 117 to 1343 code for a protein of 408 amino acids. NCBI's taxonomy places the organism in Eukaryota, Metazoa, Chordata, Amphibia, Anura, Pelobatidae. The transcript has 11 exons. Gene Ontology annotation, biological process: N-acetylglucosamine catabolic process. Gene Ontology annotation, molecular function: N-acetylglucosamine-6-phosphate deacetylase activity.